Monomorium pharaonis (pharaoh ant) is the source of this 2742-nucleotide messenger RNA. It is a transcript of the gene Gpdh1, whose product is annotated as glycerol-3-phosphate dehydrogenase [NAD(+)], cytoplasmic. Gene Ontology annotation, biological process: carbohydrate metabolic process; glycerol-3-phosphate catabolic process. The record is from RefSeq and is a predicted model, not a curated record. The transcript has 8 exons. Gene Ontology annotation, cellular component: cytosol; glycerol-3-phosphate dehydrogenase (FAD) complex. Gene Ontology annotation, molecular function: protein homodimerization activity; NAD binding; glycerol-3-phosphate dehydrogenase [NAD(P)+] activity. Lineage: Eukaryota; Metazoa; Arthropoda; Insecta; Hymenoptera; Formicidae. The coding region runs from base 196 to 1293 and encodes 365 amino acids.
CUCGGCCAAAACCCCCUCGCCGUCUCCAGACAGUCCAGACCCCUUCGCGGUAGCGCUGGCGGCCGCUCCAGCUCUAGCACUACUACUAGCAGUCGCUCAUCAGCGUCCGGACGAAACGGUAGUGAUUGCGUCACAACGGUCGGUCCUUCUCACUUCGUCUUUUCGCCCGCGUCGAAGCGUGUCCUUAGGAAUACCAUGGCAUCCGUAUGCAUCAUUGGCUCCGGAAACUGGGGCUCGGCCAUCGCCAAGAUAGUCGGCACGAACGCGAAGAAACAGAACAGCUUCGCCGACCGUGUUACCAUGUACGUUUACGAGGAAAUUAUCGAUGGGAAGAAACUAACGGAGAUUAUUAACCAGACGCACGAGAACAUCAAGUAUCUUCCAGGGCAUAAGAUUCCUGAGAACGUGGUUGCAAUCCCAGACGUGAUAGAGGCUGCGAAGGACGCGGACAUACUCAUAUUUGUGGUCCCGCAUCAGUUCAUCCACAGGAUAUGCAACAGCUUGCAGGGAAAGAUCAAACCCACUGCCGUCGGGCUGUCGUUAAUUAAGGGCUUCGACAAGAAAGAGGGUGGCGGCAUCGAACUUAUAUCUCACAUUAUUUCUAAACAACUGCAAAUUCCAAUCUCAGUUCUGAUGGGCGCUAACUUGGCUUCUGAGGUGGCCGACGAGAUGUUUUGCGAGACCACCAUUGGCUGCAAGGACAAAGUGAUGGCGCCGAUACUCCGCAACUUGAUUCAAACGUCGUAUUUCAGGGUGGUAGUCGUCGAAGAUGUGGAUUCUGUGGAGUGUUGCGGAGCGCUGAAGAAUAUAGUUGCUUGCGGCGCUGGUUUCGUCGAUGGAUUGGGUCUAGGUGAUAAUACGAAGGCUGCAGUGAUCAGACUGGGCCUUAUGGAAAUGAUCAAAUUUGUUGAUGUGUUCUUUCCGGGCGGAAAGUUAUCGACCUUCUUUGAGAGUUGUGGAGUGGCCGAUCUAAUCACGACAUGUUAUGGUGGACGUAAUAGAAAAGUAUCGGAGGCCUUCAUCAAAACUGGCAAGUCAAUCGAGACGCUGGAGAAGGAAAUGUUGAACGGACAGAAACUGCAGGGGCCGUUCACUGCCGAAGAGGUCAAUUACAUGCUAAAAUCAAAGAACAUGGAAAAUAGGUUUCCAUUGUUCACGGCAAUUCACCGGAUUUGCAUUCGUGAGCUAAAACCUACGGACUUUAUCGACUGCAUACGCAGCCAUCCGGAACACAUGGACGAGGACAUCUCGCCGUCAUCGAUGAUGCUCAAGUCGCCCAAGUGCCAUCUUUGAGGAUAUCGUGCGUCAUUCUUCGAGGGAAGACUGGUCGUCAUUGAAAAUCAACAUCUUAGAUUAUACAAAUGUGAUGCUUAAUAAUACAUUGAAUUUAUUUAUUGUUAAACCGAAGUGAAGCAUUAGUUAAACUUUAGUUUGAUAAUAAAUAAACUUUGGAGUUCAAUUUUUUAUUGCGUUAUAUGUACUAGUGUUCUUAACCCAGAAAAAUAUUCAGAAAUUUGGAGUAAAAAUGUUUUAUUUCUGAUUUUUGCUUUACCGCAUUUUCCAGGAUUUUUCUUUGAAGAUAACAUUUUUAUUGUGAAUGAUUUUAAGAUUUCUCUCGCUUAAGGAACUUUUAGUUUAGAGCACAGAAAAUAGUAGUUUAUUCUUGAGAAUUUUUUAUAAACAAACUGUAGAUACUUUUGUACAUACUCUAAGUGAUAAACAGUCAUUAUUAUAUUAGUAUUUUACAUAUACGUAAGAGUUGAAACCGGUAGCUUCGGUAAUUUCUGAGAAAUCAUAACAGCCAACUCAAACAUUGUUUGUUUUAGAUUUACGUAACAUAAAAAAAUUAAUGAACAUUUAGCCACUAAAUUUGUAAAUAUUUGCUAAAUAUAUAAAGAUAGAUAUAUAAAAACAUAAAAAGGUACAAAUAUUUGUAGUUAAAAAGAAAUAAAAAAUAUAGACAAAUUUGGCACUCUGAACUGUAACAUUUUCUUAAAUCAAAUUAAAAAUAGCAAUUACUGACAUUACAGAUUCGAAUUUUUUUCGAUUUUGCUUUACAGAUUAAAAAAUGUUUUCGCGUCUUUAAAGUAUAUAUAGGAAUAAAUACUGAGAGACUUAACUUCAACCAAAAAUUUAAAAAAUUAAAAUUGCAUGACAUCUAGGUAAUUUUAUUUUUUUUCAAGAAUUCCGUUACUUUAAUAUCUAUUGUAAGAAGUCUAAUAAGUAAUUUAUUAAUAGUUAUAAUAAAAGUUUGCUAUUAUUUUAUUAUUAAUAGUCUUUUUCGUAUUUUGGGGGGAAAACAGAAAAGUUCAAUUUUUUCGUCAAUUUUAUUUUUCUGGAAAAUUAAGAACACACUACUUAUUAUAAUGCUAAUAAUUUUUAGAAUCCCAGUAUUACUAUAACAGUUUUAUCUUUACCUAAAAAAAUAAAUUCUUGAAAUUCUUUAAAAAACUUUUCUAUUGAUAGUUUUGGUGAUCUAUGAAAAAAUCUAGCAUUUCUUAUAAGGAAUCAUUAAUCGUGUAAUGUUUUGUUAUAUAAUAUAAUAUGUUCCUUGUCAUCAAUUGUAAUUAUAUAAUAGAAAAUUAUUUUGGUAAAGAAUUAAGCAAUUUGUAAACAGUUUACGUUCUCUUUUUUUUCUUUUCUCUCAACUCUGAUGUUCUUAAGAACCAUCUUUCAAAUCCACCUUUGUGUUCUAAUUAUGUGGUCUAAUUAUAAAUAGAAAUAAAAAUAAAUUUGUAGAUA